AUGUUUUCAACGUAUCGUCAUUUGGAAAGACGAACUGGUAAAUCUGGCACUCCAAGGUUAGAUUAUCUUCAAGAACUCGUUGAUGAAUAUCAAAAUACUAGUGAUAAAGAGGCUAAGUAUCAAGUUCUUGCUAACUUGGCCAAUUUCGCUUAUGAUCCAAUAAAUUACGAUUGGCUUUGGGAACUGAACGUUGUUGAUUUGUUCCUUGACACAUUAACUGAAUCUGACGAAAAACUUAAAGAGUUCGGUUUAGGUGGAUUAUGCAAUCUUUGUUUAGGUUAUUAA
This is a messenger RNA of Diversispora eburnea, 285 nucleotides long. NCBI's taxonomy places the organism in Eukaryota, Fungi, Glomeromycota, Glomeromycetes, Diversisporales, Diversisporaceae. The record is from the annotation of a GenBank genome assembly.